AUGAGAGUUCCCAUUCCACACUACUGCCAGGUAGAAAGCCUUGACGAAGACUUCUCCGACGCGGUGCAGGCGGGUCUAUUUGCAAUUACGACAGACUUCCGCGCUAGAAGCAAGCCCGAGGCUUGGAGCUUUGAAUCUACAGCCUGGGCAAGCGGGACUCCCCGACGCAGUCUGAUCGUGACUCGAGAAAUCGGUGACAUCGCCACCCUCAAAUGGCCCGCCGAGGCGCCCUCCCGUGGCGACGGCAAGCCGACGCCUGGAUGCGCGAAUUUCAUGGUCAGUCCAUCGUAA
Penicillium oxalicum is the source of this 291-nucleotide messenger RNA. RefSeq lists its product as uncharacterized. Lineage: Eukaryota; Fungi; Ascomycota; Eurotiomycetes; Eurotiales; Aspergillaceae. The coding region runs from base 1 to 291 and encodes 96 amino acids. The record is from RefSeq and is a predicted model, not a curated record. The transcript has 2 exons.